CAAAUGUCCACCUUGUAACCACCAGCGUGGGCCCAGCCCAACAACCUUCCGACCCAAAAAGCCCAACAACCAUAUACUCACCAGACGAGGGUAUUCUAGUAAUUUCACUCCCACUUUCCUCCGCUUUAUCCUCCUUCUGGCCUUCCGUCGAAGAGCAGAUUAGGGUUUCGAUUAGCCCUAAUCCUCCAUUUCGAAAUUAGGGUAUUGUUUUCUCUCUUCCCCCUGGGGUUGGGUUCUGGGAUUUCUUCGUCGUCAAUGGCGGGGGUGGAGGAGGCAUCUGGGGUUUGCAUCAACGAGGCGCUGACGGACGACGAGCUCCGGGCGGUUCUGGCGAAAUUGCAGAGCGACAAGGACAAGGAGGUCUUCGGGUUGGUUUGCAAGAGAUGGCUACAUUUGCAGAGCACCGAGAGGAAGAAGCUGUGCGCCAGGGCGGGGCCUCUCAUGCUUCGCAAGAUGGCUGCGAGGUUCUCGCGGUUGGUUGAGCUGGACCUGUCGCAGUCCAUUUCCCGAUCCUUUUACCCCGGCGUCACGGACUCCGAUCUCAAGGUUAUUGCAGAUGGGUUCGGUUGUUUGCGCGUGCUUGGCUUGCAGCAUUGCAGAGGUAUUACUGAUGUUGGACUCAUGGCAAUUGGACGUAAUCUUUCUCAUCUACAGUCUCUAGAUGUAUCCUAUUGCAGAAAGCUAACAGACAAGGGGUUGUCAGCAAUUGCUGAGAGCUGUUGUGACCUAAGAAGCCUGCAUCUUGCUGGCUGCAGGUCUGUUAAUGACAAAGUAUUAGAAGCUCUUUCCAAGAACUGUCACAAUCUGGAAGAGUUGGGCCUGCAAGGAUGCACCUACAUAACUGACUCAGGGCUUACAUUUCUUGUUAAGGGAUGUCAACGGAUGAAGUUCUUAGACAUCAAUAAAUGCAGCAAUAUUAGCGAUAUUGGGGUUUGCAGUGUUUCAAUAUCUUGUUCGUGUUCUCUCAAGACACUAAAGUUAUUAGAUUGCUACAAAGUUGGGGAUGAAUCGGUAUUGUCCUUGGCCCAAUUCUGUAAAAAUCUGGAGACUCUCAUCAUUGGUGGUUGCCGGGACAUUUCUGAUGAGUCAGUAAAAUCAUUGGCCAUUGCUGCUUGUAGUCACAGCCUGAAGAACCUGCGAAUGGACUGGUGUUUAAAUAUAUCUGACCUGUCAUUGAAUUGUAUCUUCUGUAAUUGUAGGAAUCUAGAGGCUCUUGAUAUUGGAUGCUGUGAGGAGGUGACAGAUGCUGCUUUUCAGGGACUAAACAAAGGUGGAAGUAAGUUGGGAUUGAAAGUUUUGAAGGUCAGCAACUGUCCGAAAAUAACAGUGGCAGGGAUAGGCUUGCUUUUGGACUCAUGCAACUCUCUAGAAUACCUUGAUGUGAGGUCAUGCCCGCAUGUUACAGAGGCAGGUUGUGAUCAAGCUGGAUUACAGUUUCCUGAAUGUUGUAAAGUGAAUUUUUUGGGUAGUUUAUCAGAGCCAGAUGUCCUAGUUUGAGAUAAGCUCUGCCUUUGGUACUUCAAUGGGUUGUGACAACAAAAGGUGAGGGCUUUUCCUGGCAUCAGUCUGCUGCUUCAGUCAUGCAUCUCAUGUAGUAUUUGGAUUUGAAGAAUAUUUGGUUUGUUAAUAUAUUUUUCCUUCAGAAAGUGUGUACAUUAUGCAUGUAAAUUUGGAUUUCUCUAGCAUGACUUUUUACUCUCACAGGGAAUGAUGUUAGAAUUUGGUUCUUAAUCUGAAUUCUUUUCUCUA
Vitis vinifera (wine grape) is the source of this 1749-nucleotide messenger RNA. RefSeq lists its product as uncharacterized. Gene Ontology annotation, biological process: SCF-dependent proteasomal ubiquitin-dependent protein catabolic process. The transcript has 2 exons. Gene Ontology annotation, cellular component: SCF ubiquitin ligase complex. Lineage: Eukaryota; Viridiplantae; Streptophyta; Magnoliopsida; Vitales; Vitaceae. Bases 256 to 1497 code for a protein of 413 amino acids. The record is from RefSeq and is a predicted model, not a curated record. Gene Ontology annotation, molecular function: protein binding.